Ambispora leptoticha is the source of this 573-nucleotide messenger RNA. Lineage: Eukaryota; Fungi; Glomeromycota; Glomeromycetes; Archaeosporales; Ambisporaceae. The record is from the annotation of a GenBank genome assembly.
AUGGGUGUUCCAACCACAACCACCGACAACACACUCACAUCCCUAAAGACCUCACGAAAACAAACAACCUCGCAUCGUAUAGCUUUAGGCGAUGUCACACAAAAUAACAUGGGGCAGUUAAAACGCCUAAAUUCUGUUCUGUUUCCGGUGCAUUACACUGAUAGAUUCUAUAAAGAUGUACUAGAGGUGGGAGAGUUUGCGAAGUUGGCCUAUUUUAAUGAUGCCUGUGUGGGUGGAGUAUGCUGCCGCAAAGAACUUAUCGCUGGCACACCCGAAAAAUCGAAACUCUAUAUCAUGACAUUGGGAGUGUUAGCACCAUAUCGAAAUCUAGGUCUAGGCACAGCCCUUCUAAAACACAUAUUAGAACACGCGCACUCCAUCAACUCAUCCCCUACACCACAGAAUCAUCCAAAAUUCACAGAGGUUUAUCUGCAUGUGCAGACGUCAAACAACGAGGCGAUCUCCUUUUAUAAGAAAUACGAUUUUGAGAUUGUUGGCACUAUCCAAGAUUAUUAUAAGAAAAUCACGCCACCUGACGCGUAUAUUCUAAGUAAGAAACUUUUGGUGGAGUAA